AAUUCUGCAAGUGGUUCUGAUUUACUAUCGCUGAUCUCUAGCUGGUCUAAAACCGCUUUUGACCUAAAGGGAUGCUUUUUGGACGCCAUGGACUUUUCAAAGUUUCCAGGCAGAAAGAACAGUCAAAAUGCAGGCAGGGCACAGGACAAAGCAUUAGGGACAAAAUGUAUGUGAAAUGCUUUGAAACAUGAAUGUCAGUUUUUAAAAAUGUUAAAAUUUCUCGCUGGUUCCGGCCCCGUACGUCCCGACGCUCGCAGGGAACGGAACCUGGAAAACGGAUGCUGGUAUCAGCCGGAGGAGAUGGCCAGGGACGCUUCAGGGGACACAU
Molecule: messenger RNA, 328 nt
Organism: Staurois parvus
Lineage: Eukaryota; Metazoa; Chordata; Amphibia; Anura; Ranidae
Source: the annotation of a GenBank genome assembly